AUGGGGACAUCACCCCAGAAGCUUAUGGUUCAAUUUGAGGAAGGAAAAAUCUACAGUUUCUCUGCUUGGGUUCAAGUCAAGAAUGGAAGUGAGAAUCUAGUUGUUGUUUUUAGAAGAGCUAGUGGGGAGCUAAUUCCUGGUGGUAGAGUUACAGCAAUGGAGGGAUGCUGGUCUUUUCUUAAAGGUGGUAUAGGUGCAAACUUUUCAUCAGGUCCUGCUGAUAUUCUGUUUAAGAGCAAUAAUACAGAUUUGGAAAUUUGGGUUGACAGUGUCUCGUUACAACCUUUUACAAUGGAGCAAUGGAGAUCCCACCAAGAUCAAAGCAUUGACAAGGAAAGAAAAAGAAAAGUAAAGUUCCAAUUAUCACACCCCAACAAAAAAACAAUGGAAGGUGCAAUAGUAUCAAUAAAACAAACCAGGCCAAGCUUCCCAUUUGGAUGUGCCAUGAACAAUGUCAUCAUUAACAACAAAAAUUAUCAAAAUUGGUUUGCUUCAAGAUUCAAGUAUACAACAUUCGUCAACGAAAUGAAGUGGUACAGUACAGAAAAUGUACAAGGUCGUGAAAAUUAUGCAGAUGCAGAUGCAAUGCUAAAAUUUGCAGAAGCAAAUGGUAUUCAUGUUCGUGGCCAUAACAUUUUUUGGGAUGAUCCCAAAUACCAAAUGGAUUGGGUAAAAAAUCUUUCUCCUGACCAAUUACGAGUAGCUGCAGCGAAAAGAAUAAGAUCUGUAGUUUCAAGAUAUAAAGGGAAAUUAAUUGCUUGGGAUGUAAUGAAUGAGAACUUACACUUCAGCUUUUUUGAGGAUAAGCUUGGCAAAGAUGCUUCUGCUGUGUACUUUGCUUUAGCUCGUCAGCUUGAUCCUGGAACAACGUUGUUUAUGAAUGAGUACAACACUAUUGAAGAAAGUGGAGAUGGAACGGCAAAUCCUGCAAAUUAUAUAAGGAAAUUUAAGGAAAUCUUGUCUUAUCGGGGAAAUGAUGGGGUUUCAGCAGCAAUUGGUCUGGAAGGGCAUUUUGGUCCUAAUCAACCAAAUCUUGCUUACAUGAGAGCUUCUUUGGAUACUUUAGCUUCCACAGGAUGGCCUAUAUGGCUUACAGAAGUAGAUGUCAAAGGAAGCCCAAAUCAGGCAUGGCAUUUGGAGCAAGUUCUAAGGGAAGGGCACUCUCAUCCUGGUGUGAAAGGGAUUAUCAUGUGGGCACUACCAGCAGCAGCAGGUCCUGCUGAUACAACAUUGGCAGACAUAAAUUUCAAGAACACACCAUCAGGAGAUGUUGUGGAUAAGUUGCUUAAUGAGUGGAAAUUUAAGACUACAGAAAUUAAAGCAGAUAGUGAAGGAUCCUUUGAAGUUUCACUUUUUCAUGGAGAUUACGACAUAACUAUUAAAGAUCAAUUCACCAAUUCCUCCACUUAUUUGAAUUAUAAACUUACAGAACAUGACAUCAGAGACACUCUUCAGGUUCAUGUCAAUGCUUUCUGACGCCAUCUUUGAAUUACUCGUUAAAAAAUAG
Jatropha curcas is the source of this 1507-nucleotide messenger RNA. NCBI's taxonomy places the organism in Eukaryota, Viridiplantae, Streptophyta, Magnoliopsida, Malpighiales, Euphorbiaceae. The record is from RefSeq and is a predicted model, not a curated record.